Molecule: messenger RNA, 10707 nt
Organism: Hypanus sabinus (Atlantic stingray)
Lineage: Eukaryota; Metazoa; Chordata; Chondrichthyes; Myliobatiformes; Dasyatidae
Product: partitioning defective 6 homolog beta-like
Exons: 3
Coding region: 238-1371 (377 amino acids)
Biological process (GO): establishment or maintenance of cell polarity; regulation of cellular localization; centrosome cycle
Cellular component (GO): nucleus; cell cortex; apical plasma membrane
Molecular function (GO): protein kinase C binding
Source: RefSeq, a predicted model, not a curated record
UUACGUCAUCUGGUAACAAAGUCCGGAGUUUGGUGCAGGUCGCUGGUGUCCGACGCGCACGUAGUCGCCAUUAGUACGGACGGCGGCAGUGAGGGGGAGAGACCCCGGGAAUUUGGCGCCCGUCCGGGGUUCAUCCUGGGUGUUCCCACGCAGACCCCCCACUCAGCCUGAGUCGCUGUCCUUCGGAAACGAACGAGCACCCGCUGCCGAAACGGCCGGGGAAACGUUGCUGCGAAAAUGAUCAAGACUCACCAUCGUACGUCGUCCAAAUGCCUGGAGACGGUAGAGGUGAAGAGCAAGUUUGGGGCUGAAUUUCGACGAUUUUCCUUGGAUCGAUCAAAACCUGGAAAGUUUGAAGAGUUUUAUGGAUUAUUACAGCAUGUCCACAGAAUUCCAAACGUUGAUGUUUUGGUUGGAUAUGCUGACAUUCAUGGAGACUUGUUACCAAUAAACAAUGAUGAUAACUAUCUGAAGGCAAUCAAGACAGCAAACCCACUCCUCAGAGUAUUCCUGCAAAGAAAGGAAGAUGCUGACUAUAGUGCCUUUGGUACAGAUACUUUAACACGGAAAAAGAACGUCUUGUCAAAUGUGCUGCGUCCUGAUAUUAAUCGAAAGAAACCAGCAAUUGCAAUCAGCUUACCACGUGAUUUUCGUCCAGUGUCUUCUAUCAUUGAUGUGGACAUUCUUCCAGAAACCCAUCGAAGAGUGAGGUUAUACAAGCAUGGGUCUGAUAAACCACUGGGAUUCUAUAUCCGCGAUGGCUCAAGUGUUCGAGUAACACCUCAUGGGCUUGAAAAAGUCCCUGGAAUUUUCAUUUCUAGAUUGGUGCAAGGAGGAUUGGCGGAAAGCACUGGUCUGUUAGCUGUAAACGAUGAAGUUCUUGAGGUGAAUGGGAUUGAGGUGUCAGGAAAAAGUCUUGAUCAGGUGACUGAUAUGAUGAUAGCAAAUAGCCAUAAUCUCAUCAUUACUGUGAAGCCAGCAAAUCAAAGAAAUAACGUUGUGAGAAUUAGUCGGACUUCCGGUAGUUCAGGCCAGUCCACUGACAGUGGAACUAGCCAUGUUACUUAUACGACAUCUCCACAUAUUAUGCAAAAUUUCCAUUCUGAAGAAGUGGACAGUGAUGAAGAAACAGACAUAGUCAUCGAGGGCAGUGGUGAACCAGAACACAUUCCAUUGGCAACACCUACCGACGCUAGUACAGCAUCUCUAACAAAAAGUGACCAUGAUCACGGUUUAACUUCAAAUGGUUCCGUUGCUGGAGUGAAGGAAAACAUGCACAUACCGUUAAAUCCCUUGAAAGUGGAUCCUAUCGAGAAAGAAAAUGUGAACAGGCAAAGCAUUGAAGAAGAUGGCACUGUUAUUACACUCUAAGUUUCUUGAUCUGCACUUAGAGGUGCUAGUGUUUUGUUAAUGGUUGCCUGUUGUACAGCUGCUUUGUCAUAAUUGCAAAUUGCUCACUUUUGAGAAAUGAGCAACAUGAUCUAUGUAGUUAUAUCACCAGAAGAAGUACAGGCUUAGUGGACAGAGUAGCAAGAUCUUCACUGGCUGGACCCAUUCCAUUUGUAUUUUUAUAUGUAGAGAGAAUUAUUCAAAAAACAAACACCACUUUUGGAAAGGAGAAAUAAUACUGCUCCAUCCCAAACAGAUAAAACAAAUGAAUGACCUUGUAUUGUUUCAAGUCAAGCCAAUAUUUCCUCAUUGUUGAAAUACAUUAAGAAUUAACUGACUGUACAGUUAUUGGAAGUGGUGGUCUAAUUAAUUUUCUUUACAACUGUAAACUUUGAAAACAGACUUAACGUAAUCACACUCUCUGCUUGUUUUAUUCCUUUUUUAAAAAGACUUUGCAUGUGUGCAUGUAAUUGGUAAGGUAUUGGUAAGGCACUUUUUAUAACUAGCACGUUUGACAAAGUGACUGCACAACAAGAUGGGAUUAAGUAUAAUUUUAAAUUUAGCCCUAUCUUACAAUUACAUAGUUGCUAUUUAAUUCCUUUUUAUAAAAUGUCUUGCAGAAUCUAGUGUGCAAAAUUCAUUCUUUCAGGUUUUGCUAUUUCUAAUUAGUAAGGAUUAAAUAUAUUGCUCAAUAUAAAUUUAUUAAUCAUGCUCAAAAGACAAACUAAAAUAAUAAUAUCAGCAUAGGAGUAAUGCAUUAAAAUUCAUAUUAUAAUUCCAUACACAUUAUAGAUUAAUAUUAAUUAGCAGAAUAUCCCUAGCUAAUUGUUCUCUUCUAGCAAUGUGUGGAGGGCUGAUGUUAUCAUGAAUUUGGUAAUUUAGAGCCAGUGUACAUAAACAUAGUGAAAUUCUUUUGCCUUGUGCAAACAUCAUAAAAAGGAAAAUCAAACAGACCUGUUGGUAGUCUGAUUAGAUCCAACUCAGACAUAUGACGCCAAAUGGUCUUCAGAAAAUCCUUGGGUGAUAGGAAUUCUAGGGAAAAAAAUUGCCUUGUGCCAACAAAGGAGCCACAUGAUCAACAUGUAUUUUGUUUGGGUCCAAAAAACAAAGUUACCAGUUUUCCUCUUUCUGAUGUUUUGGUAUGUACCAGGCCUCAUCACAUGGAAAAACUAAUGAAUUAUUUAUUUUUAUCCCAACUCCCUGACUUGUUGCUGUACUACUGAGAAUUUUAGCUUUGAACUUAUUGAUUCAUGCCUGAAUAUAAAAGGAAAUGUAAUUUGCAAGAAUACAUUCGCAUUUUAUGAGCCAUUUUAGUAGAUAGGUUUGGGGUUAUUCAAAUAUGUUUUCACCUUCUUGAUUCUUUCUCAGAGCUUUCCAAACAAUUUUCUUUUAUAUCAAACUAUAGUGAAAUUUUGUACUGUAAUUUACUAACAUGAGUAGUAGCUUACUUCUAACACGAGUAAGUUCACCUUGUUACUUAUCAGAGAAAUCUGGGAGUUGAAGGAGACUGUGUUUGCUGAAGGUUUAUUUGCUGACAUUGGUUUCAAUGUAGAUAUUUUAUUGGUUUUACCAUUCUAAUUUGUAUAGAAGUCCAUACAGUGAUGCUUUCUGUAGAAGAUAUAUUUCUUGCAAUAUGUCCUUGACUUGUGGGAAUCAAGAAUUGUGUUACCUAGCCAGACGUCUUUUUUUCAUCACAAUCAAUAUACCUCCUUUAAAUUGAAAAAUUAUCUCUUUUGAAUUGGGGAACAACCUUAAUUCUUAAACUUUUUUUUUACUUUUUACAAAAGUUUAGUUUUUUUUAAGGUAAGGGUUUAGCUUAUUUUGAGUUUUUAAAAAGUUUAUCUUGAACUUUAUAAUGUACUUUCCAUUUUGGGGUCAAGAUGUAAGUAAGCCUGUAAGAGAAACUGCUCCAAGUUCUGCAUGCUUGCUACAGUGGCACAUUUAGCUGAAUCCAGAAGCCAUACUUGUAGGUGACAAUUGGGUUUGGAAGUACUUGCACAGGUCCUUCCAACUUAUAAGAGAGCAAAAUGUAUUAUUAACAUAAUGAACAUUUUGAUCAUACAAAAUCAAAACCCCAUGGCUGCUGUACAUUCCUCUGUCAGGUGACAUCAGUAGAGGGAUGUUUGAACUUUUAUCAGAACAGAUUUAACAUUUGAGCAUCCUUGACUUUUUUUUUGGAAAUAAUCUAUCUUUCCUGAUAUUUUAGAUAGAAGCACACUGAACAAAUAUUCUACUCAAUGUAUACCGUGCAUUUAAGCUUACAUUUGAAUGUAUAGGAUUUUUUUUCUUUACAAGACAGACUUUAGUGUUUUGAAUUCAUAGUUUCCAAAGUUAUUUUUGAGGCCUUUACUCCAUUAGCAAAGAACGAUCAUUUUGAGCAAUCAGUUUUUGUGUUAUAACUGAAAAUUUAGAUAUGUCCCUUUUAGAUAUUACUAGAUUAGUGUUGUCCCAGUGACUUCAUGGUAUUGAUUUGUUUGAAAAAUGCUUAUUUACUCUGCACUCUUGUCAUAAUUUGGAUAUGUUCAUUCUUCAAGGAGAGAUGCUGAGUUAACACCAGGUCUCUUACAGAAGUGUGGGGGAAAGGGUGGUAGUUGGCUCUGCACACUCAGUAGCUGCUUAAAUUAGGAAAUCAUUGCCAGAAAUUAGGAAGCAGGAUGCCCAAAUGUCUUUUUACAUGGUACAAAUUCCAUGGCAAAUUAACUAAUUCUGUUGUGGUCCAAGUCCUGGUUCAAACUGCUACUUAUUGCAAUUGUGAGUUGCAUUCAAGAAUCUACACAUCAAUUACCAUCCUGGUUCAAAUAAGGUAUUUACUAUUUAUACAUUAUCCAAUGACUUCUCUUUGCUUUGUACAGUCCACAGUUCACACCAACAUAAAUAAAAUGCUGGAGGAGCUCAACUGCCUGAUCUGGAUGAAGGGUCUCAGAUUGAAAUGUUGACUGUUCAUUCGUGUUCUUUGAAGCUGUUUGACUUGGUUCCUUCAGUAUUUUGUGUAUUGGUCUGCUCUGGAUUUCCAGCAUUUGCAGAAUAUCUUGUUCACAAUUCACACCAUCCUGAAGAGACUGCAAUUUUUUUUUUCAGGAACUCGGUGAGUUUCAGUUGUUAAUAAUACAGCCAUACAUUAUAUCUGUUGGUGAUUUGUAAUUUGAUUCAUGAAGGGAUGUUAAACUGAAACAAAUGAUUGAUUAUUCUAACCAUGUUUAUCAAAUCAUCAUUGAAGGAAUAAGGAUUUAUAAUUUUUAAUAUAGUGUUUCAAUUAUUAAUCAAAUGUAAAUCCCAGUGGAACUGAAAUCUAUUAAGUUUUUGCUUUAUCUAUUGAAUCACGUUGUAUAUAGAUCCAUAGAUUUCAAGACAUCUUGCUCUACUUUUUUCCAUUUUCACUUGCCUGUAUAAUAGUUUUUCCACCCAAACCUUUUUAUAAGUAAGACAUUUCAUUAUGCUUAAAUCGAAAAUUUUACUGAUGCUGUAUUUCAUUAUCGAACUUUAAAUCUUUUAAACAGCGGGUGUGGGAGGGAGGCCCUCCAUUGGUCAGGGUUGUCCAGGAAUUAUUGCCUCUUAGCUGUCUAUCUGAGACUGUACACAAACCAGGGCAGUAUGAUAUCGGAACAAGCUGUGCCCAUGCAGGUGAUGAACCCAAAGGAACAGCAGAGACUGAUACAGUUUAGCACCGGCGGCAUCACAUGAGUUGCCAGUCAGCAUUGAACUCAAAUGUAGGAUUGCCUUAGGAACUCCAGCUCCAGAUUUUUCCUCACAGUUUACUCCACACUGCCUUUCUCAAGGCAGUGAAGGUUUGAGAUCAGACUUUUCGUUUUCCCAGAUGAGCCCCAUCUCCCAAGGCAACUGGUUUUAAGGUACUAGUAACCUGCCUUUGUCUCUCCUCCUGUCAGUAGAAACUGUUCCACUGGGUUUAGUAGCUAAGCCUGACAUGAAGGCCGGGAGCUAGACCUGGUUGUCAGCGGCCAUGACAACCAUAAGAAAUCCAAUCAUUUGAUUGGAACUCUUAAUUUUUACAUAGAUUUGAUAAUUGGCCACCAACAAAUAAAGAAAAUUACAGAUUCUGAAAAUUUGAAACCUAAUUUAAAGAUCCUGUAUAUAUUCGACUUAAGAGAAAUGAAGGCAUUGUUUCAGGUCAACAGCCUUUCAAUAAAGCUUUACUUUUUCCUUGGAUAAAAAGGCUAGGACCUGAAAUAUUAAUUCUUUGUCCUUCUCCACAGUUGCUGCUUGACAUUCUGAUUAAUUCAGUAAUUUUCUUUUACAAUAAAAUAACUAGCUGAAAACUCAUUUACAUUAAAAUACUUGAUAUUUGCAUAAAUCAAACAGCUAAAAAUCAUGUCAGGAUUUUCUCAGUUACUUAACCAUGCUAGUCAAAACAGUAGCCACAUUCUCAAAACAGACAACAAUACACUAACACAUUUUGCAAAACUUCCCAUUCUAACUGCUAAAUGCACUCAGCCAACCAGAACAGCAAAAGUGAAUAAUUAAAUGAAAUCAGCACACAGCAUUACAUUACUAACACAUGUAAGCAAUCACUGGCAAGACACUAACCUUCCUGUCUGAGGCAUAACAUCAACAGUGUAGUCAGCUGUAUAGUAUGAUGCUUGUUGCUUACUGUGUACAUAUAAUGCCAGAAAUCAGGACAUUUAGUCCAUUAUUGUAAAAAUAAGGAUUACAAUUCCAUUCAGGAGUAUGAACAUUGAAGGACAGUGUGAGAUGCAAGAAUGAACAAACACAUCUUCACUGGAUUCUCAGCAUCUGUUGUUGCAUGAAAAUCAGACAAAAUUGCUCACACCUUUGCAGCAGGAGUCACUCUGAUAACAGAAAUGUAGACCAAUAAUGAUCACCUUUGACCUUUUGUGUCUCUAAUGCUGGGCCACAUGUUCUCAACAACAUCGCAUGGAAUAUGCUCCCUAGCAAUGCAGCAGGGGAAACGCCUCCUGGAAUACCUAAUCCAGCCCUAGUGGUCUGAUACAGUGAUUAUUAACAAACCAAUUAUCCAUCAGCAUUUGCUCACAAGGAAGCUUGUUAUAGACCCUUCAUCUCCAGGAGGGAAAAAACCUCAAAAGAAUGAAUGAGAACCAGGAAGUAUGGUGGAAGGAUUUUGAUGGAGAUGUGUGGUUGUGCCUGAAACCAGUCUGUCACUGCAGAUGAGUAGUGGAAAGAUACAUUGUCCCACAUGAUGAUGUAGUGUGGGCUAUUGAUCCUGGCAUCUUGUUUUUCCACGCACUGUAGUUGUCUAGACCCUAUCAAGGAAUAUGAUGAGGUUUGGGAUGUUACAUGGCUCAAUCAUUGGGAUGUAUGCUUAAACAUCAGUGUUUGAUAGAGCUGCACACAUGGUAAUGUUUGAACCUCUCUGGUAUGGUACCUGGACUGUUGCACUUUGCCCUACAACAUUCCUCCCUCACCUCCUUGUCUUAGAUAUAUUGAAGCCAGCUUCAUCAGUGUAGAUCAGUGGUUCCAACCUUUUUUAUGCCAUGGACCCCUACCAUUUUUGAUUGGGAACCCCUGAUGUAUGUUAAUUAAUGUGGUAACACAUUGGACUCCAGCUCCAUUACCCUCUGAAAAUCGCAAUAAUGACAAUAGAGAAGACAAAGUAAGGAAGAGUGUAUGAUAAGGAACAGAAUAAUUUGUAAAGUCUACAUAUACGACGUUGACAACUUGUACAUCAAGAUACUUCAGAUCCUUAAUCUUGUCACAGAUUUUAAUAAAAGGUGCGCUCUGUAGAUCUGUUUCAUCUUGAUGAGGUUUCAACAUCCAAUCAAUUGUUGAUGUAUUCUGAAUUGGAUAUUUGAGAAUAUGGUAUGAUCUGCAAUUACAGCUGUCUAUUUCACGCAAGUGUAUGGCAUUGUUUGCUAGUACCGUCUGAACAAUUGCUAUCUCUUGUUCAGCAUUGAACACCUUGGCUCACCCACUAACUGGAUAUCUAUUUUCAGUUCAAUAAAAACACAAGUAUAUUUCCACUGAAAUACAUUUACUAUGGCACACUAUUUGUAGAGGGAAAAUUGCUGUUUCAUACAUGAUGUCAAACUUAGUUACAUAUCAUACAGGUGUAAAUUUGAUAUGUGGUGUCUUACCGAUUCUCAUUUCUGAAUGUCCAAAUAAUUGAUGCCACGCAUGAAUGUGACACGUUAGGCUGCACCCUUAGAACAGCCUCGCACAUGCACAGGCCAUAAUUUAGGACAAUAGUUGCUGGUAUGUCAUGAGAGACCACUUCUUCACAGUCCCUUCUCAUCUCCUCUUUCAGCAAACAUCUGAACUCUUUCCCCUUGCAUAUUAGGUGUGUGGAUGUUCUUUCCUUUUCAUUUUCUAUUUUCAAAUGAUGCUACACUACCAUAUAGAAACAUAAAAUUCUGAAAGGCAUAGAUCAGAUAGAGGCGGGAAAGUUGUUGAGAGUAGAACUAGGGGACGUGGCCUCAAGAUUUAGGGGAGUAGAUUUAGGAUGGAGAUGAGAAGGAACUACUUUUCCCAUAGAGUGCUGAAUCAGUGGAAUUUUCUGCAAAGUGAAGCUGUGGAGGCUACCUCAUUAAAUAUAUUUAAGUUGAAGUUGGAUAGAUUUUUGCAUAGUAGGAGAAUUUAUGGGUUAUGGAGAAAAGGCAGGUAGGUGAAGAGGUGUCCAUGGCCCAAUCAGUGUUGAUCUUAUUGAAUGGUGAAAAAGGCUCAAUGGGCCAAAUAGCGUACUCCUGCUCCUAUUCCUUAUGUUCUUGCCACCACUUUUGUGUGUCAGUAUCUGCUGAUUGGUGUAUAAAUAGAUCUGCAAUGAUUUCUUAAUUCCUUCUAAAAUGGAGUCACCUCUGAAUCAAUUGCUGUCAAUUGGGAUUGAUUACUGUUGGCUUAGGCAUUUGAUAGUGUUUUGCUUGACCUGACACUAGCAAUUGAUUUUUGUUUCUUCUCAUGACUGCUGAGUCUAGUGGCUUGCAAGAAGUUUAUUAGCAAUUAAUACAGGCAUACAUGCAAAGAGAAAUAAUUGUACUGAGGUGAUAGCUGUUCUGCUCAUAUUGAGUUUAAAAUUGAUCACAUGCACUUCUGGCUUGAUCAAAGUGUCUAGACAAUUGAGAAACACUAUAAGUAUGUCCAUAUCAAACUAAAGGAGACCUUCAUAUGGUUGGCUUUCAUUGAUACAAAGGUUCCUAAUGCUUCAUCUGUUGUCAUGAAGUAAUUAUUAACAUAAUUAGAAUGUUAUGGCUUUAAAGUAUUUCUACAACUCCCUUCGACUUGAAUUUUUUUCAAUAAUAUUCUACAGAUUUUAUGAAUACGGGAUGUAACAAAGAGUUUUGAUUCUGAACUAGUACCGAUUUGUCUUUCUGAAUUACAGUAGCAUGGAUUUCCUUUAAUUAUUCAGCUACCAGUGAGUUGCUGAAGUGUUCGUAGUGGAGAAGAUUAAAUGCAAGCAUCUUUUAAAGCAAAAGAAAUGGAUUUUUUUCUUAAUAACUGCGAGUUAAAUUUUUAUGAUGACCAGACUCUAAACAUUGUAGAUAUGAUCUCACUGAUAUAGAAUUGUAAUGAGAAUUUUGCAGCAGUUAUUUAAUUGUAAUGUUAGGGUACUUAAAAAAAAAAGUUACUCAAGUUAUUCCAUGCCUUUUUAAAUUAAAUUCAGAUCCUUAUUGUUGUCCUGUGCUGUGAGUGAUGAGGUAUAGGAGUGAAAACUGACAAAAUAGAUUUAAUGAUUCCACGAUUACAGUACUGUAUGUACUUAAUUAUUGGUGGAGAAAAACUUUUAGUUUGUAUAGGGAGGAUAACUAAAUAUUCAUGUACUAUCUAAAAUACAUGAAUUGCUCUAGAAAAAUUGUAAGUACUGUAUUAUGUAUUAGGAAAAGCAGCUGAAUCAAUCAAUAUUAUGCAACAACUUUCCUAUCUUCCCCCCCCCCCCCAAGCUUAUUAGUUUGCACAUGUGUGAUCAUGUGCUUUUUGAAUUAGUUUAAAAUUGAAGGUUUAUUUGCACCCAAAACACUGAAUGUGAUUAAACAAUCAUUUUUAGAUUAUACUGGACAAAAUGCAUGAAAUGCACUUCCUUUGAUUUACAAUUACACUGGACAACUUUCAGAUUUUCUGAUUCUUAAUCUUUAUAAACAUUUUGGUUACUAUAAUACACUGAUCUUCACAAACUAAUAGCAUUUAUAAAGCACAUGCGUGUUGUAUUGUUCAGAACAUAGCAAUGCUCACCGAUUCAUUAAAUAACAGUAAUAGAUCAAAUAAUUUGCUAUGGUACAUUUUAGUUGUGCAUGUACCCUCUGCUGGUUACUGGAAGUACUACAUGUCUUACGACUGAAGCGCAUUUCAUUGUGGGCCAUUGUAAGGUUUUGUAUCUCAAACCACUGGAGAGAAAUGUGUAAAUGAAAUGCUUUCUUAAGUAGUUAUUUUAUUAUCGAGCAAUUUGUAAGAAUAAUUACUCAAAUUGGAAAACAAAUCGCAAAUAAUAAGCACAUUUUAGUUUUGGUCUAUUGUUUCAUUUACUACCUCUUUGAACUAUAUACUUUUUAAAAAUACUGCACUCUGACAUGAUCUUGGCCAAUUGCAUAUCAUUCCAGGUAAUUUGUAUUCCAUAGUGAAAAUACAGCCACAAAUUGCUUUUUUAAAAAAAAAACUAUAGUUGAAAAUUCUUUGAGUUUUAACUAUUCUUUGUGAAUAAAAUGCUAUUGAUUUUUUACCACAUUUUUAUGAAAAAAUUGUAAAGAAUAGGCACAAUUAUCAGUAUUUUCUUACCACUAUACAAUGUACAUUUAUAUGAUCACACUAAAGAGAAACUUUACAAUUUAGAAUUGGAGAUUGUAGCCUCAUGCUUAAUAUAUUUUGUAUUGACUGGAGAAAGUAGAGGCUUCAAUUUUUGUAGUUAUUGUGAAGUCUGAUUUCCUGUGCUAUAGAAAGCAUUGUGGUACUUUUUUUUUUAAAAAAAAUUGCUUUUCCUUGGGAUUGUAAGACAAUAGAUAAUCAUGUUUUAUCCAAUUCAUGAAUUCUUUACAUACUUUGAAUUGAAUGAUUCCAAAAUCAUUGAAAUACACAACUGAGCAAUUUAAAAAUUAAUAAAUUGCAAGAGAUAAGGAAAAGCCUUGUGUUACUGAUAGGUACUUGUACAAACUUGGAUUUGCAGAGUUUGACAAUUUUAAACUUUUUAUGAUCAGUAUUUUAAAUCUUGAAAUUACUUGGAAACUGUGCUAGAAGACUAUUCCUUAAUCAAAAUAAUAAAUGAGAUAUUGCACUUUAAUUCCCUUUUUGCUAAACUUUUCACAUAGCAUUGACUUGGUACCAAAUGCAUUCUGUGGAAGUGGGAACAGAAAACUUGGCAUGCAUAUUGUUGAAUAUAACAAUAAAAACUGAUGAAUAAACAAA